CUACAGUAGUCGUGCUGGAGAUUCGGGCUAGGAAGUCGAAUAUCUUGUUCCAUAGAUGACUUCCGUUUUUGAAAGUCUAUCAGCCUUUCCCCCCAUAAUUCCUAAGCGGCCAGGGACCCGCUGUAAUGUGAAUGUUAUAUUAAAUUUUGAUAUUCUUAAUGUAUUAAUGACCACUAGUUGAUUAACGAAUUGGUUAUAUUUUUAAUUAAUGUAUGCGUUGUCAUCAACUAUGCAUAAGUAUGCUAAAUAUCAACUUGAUCCGAGCAUGGGAAAUGGGAGAAAAAAAUGUAUAUAAGAUUUGUACCAGAGACGAAGUGACUAUAAGCUUUGUAAAAAAAAAAAAAAUCAUUUGAUGUGUCGCGUAACAUGACCCUAGGUGACGAUCAGGUCAAGGUAACCCUACUAACUUUAAAGUUUUUAUUUUAGGGCGACAGUUUUGUCGAUUUAGGUGGUAACCUGUUGCCUAUGUGACGUAGCCACUUCGACGGUCCUUGGUUCGAGUCCUCGGUGAGGCUUAUCCAGGUUUCAUAAUAGUUGUUUCACCUUCCUCUCAAUAACUAUUGUUGUACCUUGGUGCUGCUACAAUAUAUUCUCUAUAUGCAACAUGUCUUUCACCAAAUUUGUUCUAUAUUCUUAGUUCAAUAAGUAUUGAAACUUAUAUCAACAAUUCUAGUCGGCUACUACCCUGCGAAGCUAAUCCUAUAUAAUUCGCCAUCCCUCGUUUCAUACUGGUUAGAUGUCACUUCAAGGGCGCCAACUCUUACACAUGAACAAUGAGACCCUCUACAGUCAUCACAAUGUUCGCUGGCUUGACUGUGAGUUAUGCAGCAGUUAUAGUGAUGAUGGAUCAAUGCCAAGAUGGCCACAAAAAGGGAGAGACGUGGUAUCUAGCAAAUUGUGAGCAAUGCGUAUGCUGGAACGACUACUAUUACUGUGAAAGCUGCGGUGUUCAAACUAUGGUCUACGACCACACUACAUGUUACACUAAGACCAACGACACUGCCAACUACCCAGAAUGUUGCACACCACAUCUGUACUGCGAGGGAGAUACGGACUUUAACCCAGCCAAUUUAAAUUUAGAAAAUCCAGCUCAGUGGGAACGCAUUUCAGCCCAUUAACCCUUAAAACGCGUGUGGUAGUUUAGCCUCUAAACAUCAGAAUUGUAAUUCCGUUUUGUAUGCACUCAUUUUAACGCAGCUCAGCACUUUAAGGGUUAAAAGA
This is a messenger RNA of Biomphalaria glabrata, 1221 nucleotides long. RefSeq lists its product as uncharacterized. NCBI's taxonomy places the organism in Eukaryota, Metazoa, Mollusca, Gastropoda, Planorbidae. The transcript has 3 exons. The record is from RefSeq and is a predicted model, not a curated record. Bases 774 to 1118 code for a protein of 114 amino acids.